This is a messenger RNA of Penicillium subrubescens, 210 nucleotides long. RefSeq lists its product as uncharacterized. NCBI's taxonomy places the organism in Eukaryota, Fungi, Ascomycota, Eurotiomycetes, Eurotiales, Aspergillaceae. Bases 1 to 210 code for a protein of 69 amino acids. The record is from RefSeq and is a predicted model, not a curated record. The transcript has a single exon.
AUGUCGAUCGGGAGUUUGAUUCCUGUGUGGAAGCUUCCCGACCGGUCCCUUGACAAGUUGACUCCGAGUCCCUGGGGCCAGAACCGUGGUAGGCGCAAGUAUUCUAUGACAAUUGUUGGUCCAACAUGGAAGUGGGCUCGGACGUGCCCCGGACAUCUCAUUAGCAAAGGAUUCGAGAUUGCGAAGCAUCAUUUGAGAAGCGAGUAUUAA